This is a messenger RNA of Verticillium nonalfalfae, 1194 nucleotides long. RefSeq lists its product as uncharacterized. The transcript has 7 exons. NCBI's taxonomy places the organism in Eukaryota, Fungi, Ascomycota, Sordariomycetes, Glomerellales, Plectosphaerellaceae. Gene Ontology annotation, biological process: carbohydrate metabolic process. Gene Ontology annotation, molecular function: polygalacturonase activity. The coding region runs from base 1 to 1194 and encodes 397 amino acids. The record is from RefSeq and is a predicted model, not a curated record.
AUGAGAAUCAGCCUAGUUCGCGUUAGCAUCAUCGUGAUGCACGCCUUGAGCGUUGCGGCGGACUGGACAGACUUCGGCGCCCACGAGAAGCCGGUUUCUUGUCCCCGCCGAGCCAUCAUUCAGGGCUUUGAGAAGUGUCGCGAAAACUCUGUAAUUGUGAUCGAGAUAAAGGGUACUCUUCUCUGGAGCAAGGAUAUCCAGUACUGGCUCAAGAACUCACUGCCAAUCGGUCCCGGUGUUGACCAGGAAUCCUAUCCACCAGCCGCCUACCAGAACCAGACCACUGCCAUGAUUCUUGGUGGCAAGAGGCUUCAUGUCGAGGGCUAUGGCCAUGGCACCUUUGACGGUAACGGUCAGACCUGGUAUGAUUUCGUGCGCGGAGAGUCAAACUACCCUAACCGACCGCACGCCCUUGUCGUCACUGCUGAAGACUCGUACUUUCACGGCCUUCGUUUCGUGCAGCCUCAAAUGUGGACUGUCACCGUCGUUGGCUCCAAGAGAGUAUUACUGGAAGACAUCUACGUCAAUGCAACUAGCAGUAACAGAAAUCCUGCAAGGAACACCGACGGUGCCAACACAAUGUUCUCAGACCGUAUCACGUUCCGACGCUGGACCAUUCAGAACGGUAAUGAUUGCAUUGCGGCCAAAGCCAAUUCAACCAACAUCAUCAUUGAAGAUUCGACAUUUCACGACGGCCAAGGCGUUGCUAUCGGCAGCAUUGGGCAGUACUAUGGCCGCUUUGAGACCGUCGAGAACGCGACGGCUCGCAAUAUUGUGGCAUACGGGUCACGCUAUCUGGGUCGGAUCAAGACCUGGACUGGUGAACAGAACGAUUGGCCGCCGAACGGCGGCGGCGGUGGUAUUGGCUACGUGAAGAACAUCAACUGGGACAACGUGACGAUCCACGACGGCUCGCGGGCGCCAUUCGUCAUUAACCAGUGCUACACGAAUGUCGAUCAAGCCAACUGCAGCACAUCCACCUUUGACAUCUCCGACAUUUCCUACAAGAACGUACAGGGCUCAAUUCGAUCUGCGCACGUUGCCGAAUUUCAAUGCAGCAGAUCCCACGGUGGUUGCGACCGGAUUGUUUUCGAGAAUGUCCAGUUGGAAAACAUUGCCGUGGACCCUCCCGUAGCCGCCAGUCAAUACAAGUGCAGCAACGUGAAUGAGCCUGACGGGUUCAAGUGUGGCUGA